UACUUGCUUGACAGGUCCACUAACCUUCAAUUAUAGUGCUCCCUAUUCUGAAGCAAGCAUACCAAAAUUUCAAUUGAAUCCGUAUUCAUGGACGAAGGUAGCUAGCAUAAUAUUUCUAGAUUCUCCUGUGGGUACUGGCUUCUCAUAUGGAACAACUUCGGAUGCAUAUUAUAGUGAUGAUAUAUUACAAUCACAACACAUUUACGAAUUCUUGCAAAAGUGGCUUACGGGACAUCCUAAGUUAAAAGCAAAUCCACUGUAUGUAGCAGGGGACUCAUACUCAGGGUUGAUUGUUCCGAUUCUUGUCCAAGAAAUUUUGGAUGGGAACAAGAAGAGACACAUGCAAAAAAUAAAUUUGAUGGGAUACAUACUAGGAAACCCUGUUACAGAUGGCGACAUAUCUACAAAUGAAAGAAUAAAGUAUAUGCAUCGAGUGUCACUAUUGUCUGAUGAAAUUUAUGAGUCUGCUAAAGCAAAUUGCAACAACGACUUUGCAAAUAUAGAUGCCAAUAAUACAAAGUGCUUGGAGUCUUUUGAAGCCAUUACAGAAAUAAGAGCUUCAGUAAACACACCACAUAUCCUAGAAUCUAAGUGCAUAUAUGUAUCUCCCAAGCCAGUUAAUAAGGUUCCUAUCGCAGCAGAACGAUGCCGGAGCCAACAUUACAUGCUCUCCUACACUUGGGCUAAUGAUGUGGAAGUUCAAGAGGCACUCCAUGUUCGAGAGGGAACCGUUGAUUUAUGGGUUAGAUGCAAUCGGAGCUUGUCAUAUACAUUAAGUGUUCGAAGUAGUAUAAGUUAUCAUCGGAAUUUCGCAAAAACGCUCCUUCGUGCACUAAUCUACAGUGGUGAUCAAGAUGCCGCUAUAUCAUACGUGGACUCACUGGAGUGGAUAAACCAAUUAGAACUUUCAACAGACACGCACUGGAACCCAUGGUUUGUUAAUGGACAAGUUGCUGGAUAUGUUACAGAGUACUUGCGCUUUCCUUAUCGCUUAACAUUCACUACUAUCAAGGGAGGAGGCCACACUGCUCCAGAGUAUAAGCCUCGAGAAUGCCUUGCCAUGAUAGAUAGGUGGCUUAACUUAAGCCCUCUGUAAUCGUUCAUAUUGUAACAAAAAAAAAUGUUGUAAUAUAAAUAUAAAUUUAAAUUGUGAAGGGACUUGUGUCUUAUUCUAGAGGCAUUAAUAAGAUUUGAAGAACAUAAUUAAGCGAAAGGUCUACUAGGAAACAUGCUG
Molecule: messenger RNA, 1234 nt
Organism: Beta vulgaris subsp. vulgaris (sugar beet)
Lineage: Eukaryota; Viridiplantae; Streptophyta; Magnoliopsida; Caryophyllales; Amaranthaceae
Product: serine carboxypeptidase-like 8
Exons: 12
Coding region: 341-1096 (251 amino acids)
Biological process (GO): secondary metabolic process; proteolysis
Molecular function (GO): acyltransferase activity, transferring groups other than amino-acyl groups; serine-type carboxypeptidase activity
Source: RefSeq, a predicted model, not a curated record